Molecule: messenger RNA, 849 nt
Organism: Plasmopara halstedii
Lineage: Eukaryota; Oomycota; Peronosporomycetes; Peronosporales; Peronosporaceae
Product: Endonuclease/exonuclease/phosphatase
Exons: 3
Coding region: 1-849 (282 amino acids)
Molecular function (GO): catalytic activity
Source: RefSeq, a predicted model, not a curated record
AUGGACUUUAGCCAGCUUCCUCCCGAACAUAAUCUUCUUUUGGAGACCGUUGGCGGAGUGGACCCGACGCCAGUGGGUGAAGACGAAAGGAAGGAUUCUUGUCUGGAAGAAAUCGCAUCGGCUUUCGAAAAGAACGAUCAAGUACGCGCGGCAAUUCGAGCUAUCUUGGGUAAGAAAGAUUGGAGGCCUGCCAUCAAGGCCACACAAAAUGCUAAAGGCUCCCCAAGGGAGCAUGGGGCCGGAGGUGUGGGCGACCAUAGCUCUGGUCCUCAGGAGAUACAAGUCCCGGUCGAGCCACUAUUGACCGACUUCAAUCACCUGAUUGAUGAUGAAGGCAGACAAGAUCGGUUAUUUCAAGAUUUUCAAGCGCAAGCCAAGGCAAGCAGAUACCUUCGCAAGAGAACACGGAAGUCGAGACGAGGGAUACGCCGAAAAGAAAUGACAUUUGGACUCCACACUCAGAAUUCGAAGUUUUGGGUGUACGAACCAACUCAAGCCAAAGGGAUCUGCUCAUGGUGGAGUCCAAGCGACGGUCGCGAGGCGGGCGUGGCGAUUUUUGUAAGCCCGCAUGCGCAAAUCUCGAACAUCAAGCCCUGCUGGGAAGCGGAAUGGAAAUCCCAUUGGAUGGCGAUGACAAUGGACAUCAGAGGGGAAUCGGCCUUACUUUUCAGCGUGUACGCACCGACGAAUAGAAAUCAGCGCGAGGCUCUCGUCACCGCGCUCGGUGAGCGGAAACUCGAACAUGAUGGACCUGUUUUUAUAGGUGGAGAUUUCAACUGUACGGUGAGCCCGCGUACUGACCGGUCAUACCAAAACCGACGGCGAAUGAACAUUUCUCACCAGCACUGA